AUGUGCCACCGCCGAUCAACGAGACGGGCCACGACGACUCGACGCCUGUCUCCACAAGUGCAAGAUGUGGACGCUUGGGCCGAUCGCGCCUCUUCCCCCGAAACCUGCUUGGGUGUAUGGUCUGGGCUUUACUCGUUCGUGGUCGCCCGUGUGGGAUCCGUGGAUGCACUAGAUACAAGCUGGGUCUUGGCAGCCGAUAAGCGCACAAGGAUUAGCAUUGCUUCCGUGGCUCAGGCCUCGAUAGAGAAGGAGAAGGAGGAAGAGGAAGCACCUUUCCGGAGCUCUAUUAAUAUGUCGCACAUGGUCAGACGAGCUUCUGCGAUGCUCACCACCGGUCUUGGCGCUGCCCAGAGCCAACUAUUGACCGUCGUCGUCAUUGUUGGUGAUGCGGAAAUGGAUUUAAUCUGCCGGCUAAUAAAUCUGUUUCCUAGCGCGCCCUUUAAGCUGUCUGGGUCUACUCCGUACUACUAG
This is a messenger RNA of Penicilliopsis zonata CBS 506.65, 471 nucleotides long. RefSeq lists its product as hypothetical. Bases 1 to 471 code for a protein of 156 amino acids. The transcript is spliced from 2 exons. Lineage: Eukaryota; Fungi; Ascomycota; Eurotiomycetes; Eurotiales; Aspergillaceae. The record is from RefSeq and is a predicted model, not a curated record.